AAUGUCUGCUGUGCUGACGUUUUGCUGCUCCUAUCAGCUCUAUCAGCUGUUGUUUUGUUGGGAUUUCUGUAGUCGAUUAAACUUUUAAUUGUUUAGUUUGUCCUGAUUAAGAAAAUUAUAUCUAGUGAAAGUAUUUGAUGUUUAACGGAACUCUUCAAAAUGGGUGAACGCAAAGGCCAGAAUCUAUACUAUCCCCCCGACUACGACCCUAAAGUCGGGGGGUUGAACAAAUUCCUAGGGACCCAUGCCCUUCGCGAGCGGGCCCGGAAACUUCACAUGGGUAUCCUAAUCAUUCGCUUUGAGAUGCCAUACAACAUCUGGUGCGACGGCUGUAACAACCACAUAGGCAUGGGCGUCCGGUAUAAUGCUGAGAAGACCAAGAUAGGAAUGUACUAUACCACUCCGGUUUACCAAUUUCGUAUGAAGUGUCAUCUGUGUGAUAACCAUUUUGAGAUCAAGACAGAUCCAGGGAAUCUCGACUAUGUAAUAGUAUCAGGAGCGAGACGUCAAGAAAACAGAUGGGACCCCACAGAAAAUGGCCAGAUUGUGCCCGAAACAAAGGAGACACAGAAGAAGCUGUUUGAUGAUGCCAUGUUCAGACUGGAACACAGGACUGGUGAUGAACAUGACGCUAAACAGGAUAAACCGAGGCUAGGUAGACUGGUUGGAAGGAACGAGUCAGUCUGGAAAGAUGACUACGAAGCGAACUGCUCACUUCGAAGGAAUUUCAGGAAAAGAAGAAAAGAACUUGAAGAGGCAUCUGUAAAUGACAGCCUUCUCCUUGCCAAAUCAUCCCUUGACAUCAACUUGUUGCCAGAGAGUGAAGAUGACAGGAACAUGGCAACACUACUCUCCCUACGACCCUCAAGAAGUAUAGAAGAGAAGCAGAGUCUAACACGAACAAACAUACUCAACAGUCCAGCUCUACCGAGCUCCAGUGGCCUUAUCACGAGUUUUGGAGGCCUGAAAAAAGAAGAAUAUUUAAAUAAAAACUCACCUUUAACUAGAAACGCUUUAGGGAUAACUGUUAAGAGAAAGAAAGACGAAACUAAUAUCAAAUUUGAUGAAGAUAAUAAAGAUGAAGCGAAAAAUUAUGAAAAAUUCAUAGAUAAGAAAGACGAAGACAGAAAAAUAAUAAGUGAUGGUGCUAAGAGUGAAAAGGACGGAAAAGUUGAAGUAAAAACGAAUGAUUCAACUAUAAAUGAAGAUAGCACGGAGGUGACAACCAAAAUUGAUAAGACAGGUGUUUCGUUAGUUGGCGAUUAUAGUUCUAGCGAAGACAACUCCGAUUGAUAUACGUAUUUAAUAGUAUUUAUAUUACGUAAAAUAAAUUUUAUAAGGUCUAAAAUAUUAGAUUUAUUUUUCAUCGACUUAUUUUCAAUAACCUUCGCUUGGUUUGGCUUUAUCACCUUAUUUUUUUUUUUGUAUUUUUUUCUACUGUCGACAGGACUGGUCAGGUAAUGAAUCACUGAGAUUCAGUAAAUAAAUAAAAAAGAGGGUUCUUUUGAAUAUAACUUUAUUUUUUCAUUUAAAAAACAUUCAUUUUAUCUUCAUUGAUUAACUUGUCUUUUCGAUGUAAGCAAAUGCGUGAAAGGCAGGUGUACAAUAGCCUUAAUUAAUAAUAUUAAAUAUAAAAUCCAGGAUAUAAAAAAUAACGAUUUUUAUCCCCGGCCCUUGAGUCAACUAUUACUUUGACUAUAACAGUUUUUAGUUUUAAAUUCAUACAGUAUUAUAAAUACCAAAGUCUGUUUGUAACGCUUUCACGCUAAACUAAACCGCUGGGCUGAUUUCAUAACACAACGACCCGCGGGUUCAAACAUAGGCUAUCGCGGCCGGAGUGGGAGGCAACAGCUAGUGAAUAAACAUGUAAAAUUACAUAAUGCACACCUGCCUUUAUGAGAGCCGACAUUGAUAAAUACAACUCAAAUUGUUAGCUAUGACCAGCAACUCAAUGGUGGAAUGUUUAACACAUCUAACCACAUGCUCUGUGACGACCCUAAAGGAACUAUAAUACCUAUGUAACAACUAUAUCUCUAGUAUGAGGUAUUGUUGCAUUAAAUUUAUAUAUAUAUACAUAUAUGAUUAAGGUCAUUUUCAUUUAGAAGUGGUGUAAACAAUUCAUAUUUGUACUACCAAACCUCCCAAAGCAAACAUGACCUGUGUGUUCGGGUAUUUGGAUAUUUUCUUACUAGGUACUUGCUUUGAGACAUGCACAAUGAAAUUUUCUACUUUUAUAACGAAUUAAAGUUAUGUUUUCCCUGGCUUUACAUUUACAUUCUUCAUACUAGAGACGCAGUUCAUAUAACACUUGCAAAAUAAUCUCGAUGACUUAACAAGCUUACUCAACUAACAUAUCUUUAGACACCCAUAAUAUGUACGGCAAAUGUAUACGUUUCCUUUACGAAAAUAUCUCAACAUUCAUAAUAUAUAGUUACUAUCUGCGAUAAACA
This is a messenger RNA of Plodia interpunctella (Indianmeal moth), 2450 nucleotides long. RefSeq lists its product as uncharacterized. NCBI's taxonomy places the organism in Eukaryota, Metazoa, Arthropoda, Insecta, Lepidoptera, Pyralidae. Gene Ontology annotation, cellular component: post-mRNA release spliceosomal complex; U2-type spliceosomal complex. The coding region runs from base 160 to 1293 and encodes 377 amino acids. The transcript is spliced from 4 exons. Gene Ontology annotation, biological process: mRNA splicing, via spliceosome. The record is from RefSeq and is a predicted model, not a curated record.